AUGGCAAGACCAGCAUGGGUACCUUCUGAGUUCGAUUUCUAUGAUAAAUUCGAAGAAAGUGAUCAGAACUCUAUAGAUACUUGUGGGCAAUAUAUGGAGCAAACUAAGGGUACAUUUGAAAAAUAUAGCAUAGAUCAUGGUAAAAUUAUGAAAGCUGUGAACUAUGUGUGCUCAAUGUACAAAGGACGUAAGGAUCCAUCCAAAAGUGAACCUUAUCAUUUCCUAUAUUACUGGAUAGGGCAAAAAUUAUCUAAGAUUAAUAGGAGUGAUUUCCUUUUCAACGUUACUACAAAUACUAUUUGCGAUUCCAUAUGUACUACUUAUGGGACAUAUGGAUGCAUAGAUAUAUGCGACACUGUUAACAGGGACCUCUUCCAAGAUAUGAAAAUAAUAUUUGAUUAUUGGUAUGACCAUAAUUCUAUGCGAACACUGCUAGAGAAUAGUGAGUCCGUGGAUGUUGAUAAAUGUCAGAAUUACAUACGUUCCGUCAAUUAUGCUACCAGUACUGUGGAAACACACUGUAUGACCCAAGGAACGUCAAAUGAGUACUGUACCAAAUUUUUUAAUGUAAAUAAGGAUGACAUUCAUAAGAAACUAAUAGAAUUGCAACUUACGUUAACAGCUGCAAAGCAAAGAAUAACAUCCGAAGCAGAAUUAGCAUCCUUUAAAGCAAAAGCACACUUAAGUGAAGCCGUACGUAAAGCCACCACCACCACCGCCCUUUCUUCUAUCUUUGGCACAUUAGCAACGACGGUUUUUCCUUUCUUUUUAUAUAAGUAUAAACCAUGGUCUUCUUGGUUUGGUAACCAUUCUUCUGGAAAUGGAAGGAGCGGAAGAAAUAAAAGGUCCACAAGGAAUGAAUUUGAUGUGUUCACAGAAGACAGCUCAACAUAUGAUUCAGCAACUGAAUCAAUAGUGGGUGAUUUAGCAGCCGAAAGUUCCACCGUACGUUCUUCUUCUGCAUACACUACGCCGUCUACAAGACAGUCUACCAAAGAAGGGGAAAGAAGAAAUAAUAAUGCGGGGAGUCGCGGGAUGGUAGGUUAUCAAAACAUGUAA
Messenger RNA from Plasmodium coatneyi, 1059 nucleotides. RefSeq names its product KIR protein. The transcript is spliced from 3 exons. The record is from RefSeq and is a predicted model, not a curated record. Bases 1 to 1059 code for a protein of 352 amino acids. NCBI's taxonomy places the organism in Eukaryota, Apicomplexa, Aconoidasida, Haemosporida, Plasmodiidae.